Prunus dulcis (almond) is the source of this 2928-nucleotide messenger RNA. RefSeq names its product probable LRR receptor-like serine/threonine-protein kinase At1g05700. Gene Ontology annotation, molecular function: protein binding; protein kinase activity; ATP binding. NCBI's taxonomy places the organism in Eukaryota, Viridiplantae, Streptophyta, Magnoliopsida, Rosales, Rosaceae. The transcript is spliced from 15 exons. The record is from RefSeq and is a predicted model, not a curated record. The coding region runs from base 1 to 2928 and encodes 975 amino acids. Gene Ontology annotation, biological process: protein phosphorylation.
AUGUCGUGGGUAUUCAAGCCACCCCUCUGGGCACUGCUUGGUGGUAUUGCUCUGAUGCUCCUAGCUCAUGCCCAGGAUCAAUCAGGCUUCGUAAGUAUAGAUUGUGGUCUAGAGCAAAGUCCCGGCUACACAGAAAGAACUACCGGCAUUUACUACAUUUCAGACUCCUCUCUAACAGAUACAGGAGACAGCAAGCCCAUAUCGCUCGAUUACAGAGAUCAAUAUACACGGCCCUUCUGGUUCCUUAGGAGCUUUCCCCAAGGAACCAGAAACUGCUACAGCAUACGCCUUACGGGCGGCGAUAAAUAUUUGAUCCGAGCAAGCUUCGUGUAUGGAAAUUACGAUAGCCAGAAAGGUAAUUUACCAGAAUUUGAACUACAUCUUGGAGCUACUUUGUGGGAUUCAGUGGCGUUUUCGAAUGCGUCCAGCAUCACAAUCAAGGAGCUCUUGCAUACCCCUGCGCAAAACCAUAUACAUAUUUGUUUGGUCAAUAUCGGCACUGGGGUUCCGUUUAUAUCAGCAAUCGAACUCAGGCCUUUACCCACUGCAUCUUAUCCAACACAGAUGCCCAAACAGUCCUUGGCACUUCUGUUGCGCUAUGACGUUGGUCAAACAGCUAAUACAGCUGGAUACAGGUAUCCGAACGAUAUUUAUGAUCGCCUAUGGUAUUCCUAUCCCCGCGAUGAUUGGGCACAAUUAAGUACUCUAUCCAUCAUAAACAACGAUCAAAACACAUACCAACUACCAUCUGAUGUCAUGCGUACUGCUGCCACGCCAAAAGAUAUUUCGAGCCAAUUCUUGAAUAUUUCCUGGGUGCCUGCUGAUAGAUAUGCGGAAUAUUAUACUUACAUUCACUUUGCAGAAGUUGCAAAGCUCCAAGCCAGCCAGAUCAGAGAGAUCUCUAUUACCAUAAAUGGAGAGCUCACUUCGGACCCAUUUGUUCCUCGUUACUUGUACACAAAUACUAUUAACAGCACCCUGGCUUUCAGAGGAGGAGGAGGAGGAGGAGCACAAUCCUAUAAUUUUUCCAUCUUUACAACUGAAGACUCUUUCCUCCUACCUAUCCUCAAUGCGUUCGAGGUUUAUAUGGUAAAAGAAUUCUUAGAAUCAGAAACAAACCAAAAAGAUUUUGACGCAAUCGCAAACAUCAAGUCAACUUAUAUAAUUAUUAAGAACUGGCAAGGAGAUCCGUGUGCUCCCAAGAAUUACUUGUGGGAAGGUGUCACUUGUAGUGCUCAUGAAAAUGAGUCCCGAAAUAUCAAAUCCUUGGAUUUGUCGUCUAGUGGAUUAACAGGGCUGAUAGCUCCUUCUAUAUCCAAUCUCACGAUGAUACAAACUUUGGAUUUAUCAAACAACAACUUAACAGGACCAAUUCCAGACUUUUUGUCUCAAUUGCCGAAUUUAAAUGUCUUAAACUUGGAGAACAACAAGCUCACAGGCUCAGUUCCAGUGAGACUCAGUGACAGAAGCAAGAAUGGUUUGCUUCUAUUAAGUUUGUGCGGAAAUCCAAAUCUAUCCGGACAGGUUUCUUGCAAUAAGAAGAAGAAGAAGCACAAUCUCGGUGUUUCGGUAGGAGUCCCCGUUGGAAUUUCAAUCGGCAUAUUAUUAGUUGUAGCAGCUGCAGCUAUUUGGUGGCACUGCUUUAAAACCAAAGGAGAAAAAGCUAACAAAAUGCCAGAGGCGCCAGAAGUUGGCCAUACUGAUACUAAGCCCACCCUUUUGAAGCCCCCUUCUGACCCCCGUCGGGGUCAACACUUCACUAAAGUUGAGAUCACAAAUAUCACCAGUAAUUAUACAUCACUGCUUGGAGAAGGCGCAUUCGGAAAAGUCUACCGUGGCACGCUGGAAAAUAAGGUUGAAGUUGCUGUAAAAAUACUCUCGCCUAGAUCAAGUCAAGGCUUAGAAGAAUUUAAUAACGAGGUUGCGCUUUUGAUGAGUGUUGCUGAUCAUAAAAACGUGGUUUCCCUAAUUGGAUACUGUGAUGACGUUGACUGUAUGGCACUAGUUUAUGCAUUCGUGGCCUACGGAAAUUUGAAACAGCAUUUAUCAGCUGUACUUUCACCUUCACCACCUGCAUCAAGCACGCAGUCACCGGACCACCGCUACAUAUCAUCAGCUCCAUUGCUUGUACGGUCGCAUCGCUCUGACUCAGUGUACACCUCAAAUGCAGAGCUCUCACCUUCGCCAUCUGCAUCACUUGCACAGCCGCCUCACACCGGCGCCACAUUGUUUCACACAGCACAUUCACAUGGCCCCGAAUCAGAUAUUAUUAUAAGAGUUUUGACUUGGAAGGAGAGACUCGGUAUUGCUCUAGAUGCCGCACGAGGACUGAAUUACCUGCAUUCUCACCGCAAUAUGCCGAUAGUUCACAGAGAUAUAAAGCCAGCCAACAUUUUGUUAGACAAAAGAUUGCAAGCCAAGAUAGGUGAUUUUGGUAUUUCUAGAGCUUUUGCAACUGAAAGUAUCACUCAUGUAUCAACUUUGUCCAAAGGAACACUUGGAUACCUUGAUCCCGAAUAUCACAACACAAAACGGCUUAACAAAAAAAGUGAUGUAUAUAGCUUUGGAAUUGUCUUGCUAGAGCUAAUAACCGGUAGAAGAGCCAUUAACACUGAAGUAGUACAACCUGGAGGACCAGAAGUAUGUAUCCACAUAAUUGAAUGGGUGCGUAAUGAAGUUAAUAACCAGCGUAUCGAAAGCGUAGUGGAUCCAAAAUUACAGGGAAAGUGCAAGAUGGAUUCUGUUAGGAAAGCUAUACAAACUGCCAUGGCUUGUGUGCCUCUAACCGGAGCAGAAAGGCCAGACAUAGAUGUUGUCUAUAAGGAUUUAGAGCAAUGCUUGAAAAUGGAGUCGGCUCCUGAUCCUGAACCAAGGACUACAGUGAGCGAUGAUAUUACAUUUCCAACGAGCAGGUGCAUGAUAUCAUAA